Messenger RNA from Podarcis raffonei (Aeolian wall lizard), 4604 nucleotides. RefSeq names its product nuclear factor 7, brain-like. Lineage: Eukaryota; Metazoa; Chordata; Lepidosauria; Squamata; Lacertidae. Bases 1826 to 3295 code for a protein of 489 amino acids. The transcript is spliced from 6 exons. Gene Ontology annotation, biological process: protein ubiquitination. Gene Ontology annotation, molecular function: ubiquitin-protein transferase activity; protein binding; zinc ion binding. The record is from RefSeq and is a predicted model, not a curated record.
AAGUAUUGGAGCCUCAGCUUCAGGAUCUGUCCUUCCAGUGAGCACUCAGGGCUGAUUUCCUUCAGAAUGGAAAGGUUUGAUCUUCUUGCAGUCCAUGGGACUCUCAAGAGUCUCCUCCAGCACCAUAAUUCAAAAUCAACAAUUCUUUGAAAUGUUAAAUUGAUUGUAAAGCUAAUGAAAUGUAUAAAUUUGAAAAUAUAAAGAAAAAAGAAAGAAAGCUGACACCAUAAUGAAAUGUGUUAGUCUUUAAAAGGAUUAGCAAGGCUCUAGGUUGUUUCUCCUGCAACAGACCAAUACGGCUGCUCCUCAGAAAAUUGGAAGGCAUUUUCUGAGCCUUCGUUCUGUAUCUUGCCUCCCACUGUUACCUCGGGCGGUUUAGCAUUACAGCUCCUCAUCCUAAUACUAUAACACUCCUCUGUGGGGAGGAAAUUCCACCACUCAGGGCCUGCCGCAGAGAAUGCCUUCUCCCAAAACUUUUCAAGGGCAGUGGAACUACUAAAGGGGACCCUUCUGCCGAUCUUGCCCCUCAACCUCCCAAGGAACUGUAGGGAAGCAGUGUCACAAUGUUUCUUUAAUUGCCUAAACUGUCCAAUCAUCCAGCAGUGCAACUGGGGGAACUCUGGGAUCAAAUUGCACCUGUAGCUGACCCAGGUUGCGAGUGAAAUUUGGCUGGAGUUUCAGGGUGCCGAGAUUAAAAAGUCAAGUAAAGAGCAAUAUAGUUUUGAGUCCUUACUGUCAUCAAGCACAUUUCAACGCCUGAAGUACAUAUCACUCCUUCCUUGUGUACAAAAUACAGUGGUACCUUGGGUUAAGUACUUAAUUUCUUCCGGAGGUCCGUUCUUAAUCUGAAAUUGUUCUUAACCUGAAGCACCACUUAGCUAAAUGGGGCCUCCUGCUGCCGCCGUGCUGCCGGAGCAUGAUUUCUGUUCUCAUCCUGAAGCAAAGUUCUUAACUUGAAGCACUUUUUCUGGGUUAGCGGAGUCUGUAACCUGAAGCGUAUGUAACCUGAGGUACCACUGUAACAGAACUGACAACGGGCAAAGCAACUGUUUAUACACAUUUCUGAAGUCCUGGGCCACUCCCACUCCCAACGUGAUUGGCUGUCUAAACUUCCAAGCUGCGAAUCAUGACCCAGAGUUUAAAGGCCAAUGGCAGAGGCCCAAAUCCUGAAAUGUUCUGUGAUUGGAUAUCAUGUAUCUAAUCAGAACAUUGUGAGGGGGGGCUCAGAAUCCUUAGUCCAGACUUAAGCUCAGGCAAACACAGACCACUGAAUACAUAACACAAAAUAACUCUUUAAAACGCAGUAUUAUUUAGUAAUUAAUUCUGCCUCAGAACUGGUGCACGGCAGGGCUGUAUCAGCAAUGUAAAAACCCCAUGUCCCCUUAGUUAAUUUUAUUAAUUAACAGAGACAGGUGAAUGCCAACCAUGUCACACCAUGACACUGUUCUCUGAUCGGCUUGCAGACAACAGAAGGGUUACAUUUUAAUGAUAAAAGCAUGGCACCAUACAACAGUAAACAAAUCCCAGCAUAAAAAUUCAGCGCCCACCCUCAAAAAAAGCUGCACAAGGUCUUUAAAAGUACACAGAAGACCUAAAUUUCAGCUGAUUUCAGAGUUAACCAUUUUAAACCCUGGGGGUAAAGAAGUGCCUCUUUGUUAUUGCAAAAGACUCCUAAGUUCUCAAAUUGCUACAGCAAAGGUCACUUUGCUCCACCUCUAAGGUGUGGCUCCUUUAAGCAACAAGAGAAAAGCAAAAGGAGGAACUUGAGAAAAGAAAGCGAAACUGGACUCUGCAAUCUGUAGCAGCCACUUUCCUGUCAGCAGAGAUGGCAGAGGGUUUUCAGCAAGAUCUGACUUGUUCCGUCUGCCUCGAAGUGUUUACUGAGCCGGUGCUGCUUCGAUGUGGGCAUUGCUUCUGCCAGAAAUGCAUCACCUCCUCCUGGGACAGCCAAGGCGGAGCUCCUAGCUGCCCUGAUUGCCGGGCCCCCUGUCCUGACAGACAUUUCACACCCAAUCACUUGCUGAGAAACUUGGCCCAAAAGGCAAGAGAGGCCCAGGAGGAGGUCCCCGAGAAGAAAGCGCGAGAAGACCCAGAAAAUCACGAAGAGACGCCGGCAGGCAGAAGCAGCCCAGGUGCUGAUCAGGGGUUGCUCUGCGCAAAACACGGUCGCACUUUGCAGCUCUUCUGCCUCACCGAUGAGGACCCCAUUUGUCUUUGCUGUGUGGAUUCGCCUGCCCACGCCGGACACAAGUUCAGCUCCUUGAAAGACGCUGCUGAGCAGUACAAGCGGAAGCUGGACAAGGUUCUGGGUUGCCUGGAAAUCAGAAUUAAACAACAAGAGCAGCAGGAAGGAUGUCAAGAAGAAAACAUACGUUCCUUGAGAAACUCAGCUGAUUCCCUUCGCAAGACGAUUGAGGACGACUUCGCUGAGCUGCAGCGAUUCCUGAGCCAGAGGAAAGAUGCAGUACUGGCCCAGCUAGAUGAGGAUGAAAACGCUGCGCACGUGAACAUGGUGGUGCAUCUCUGGGACAUCCGGGAGGGCCUGUCUGCAGCCAGAGAAAUGAUGAGCCAGGGAAAGGCCAAAAUGGAGCAGACGGAUUCAGCUGCCUUCCUCCUGGGUGUCCAGAAGCUCCUGAAGAAGCUCCCUGCUGAAAAGGAGGCUGAGGGCGUAGGAAACCAGGCUGACCACUCUGCUGUUUGCAGGGAACUCUGCCUGGGCAAGUUCAAGGGUCCACUGCAAUACCUAGCAUGGAAUAAGAUGAGAUCCAUCGUCAGAACAGAAGUAGAACCGAUCACCCUGGACUGCGGCACUGCUCAUCCCGAAUACACUUUCUUACUGCAAAACUAUCGUACGGCGUUUGGACUGCUUAAGAAACCCUUGAGCUAUCCAGCGAUAUUUCAGGACUCUCCCGUUGUGCUGGCGAAAGAGGGGUUCCAUUCAGGAAGACACUACUGGGAGGUUGAGGUGCAAAACAAGGGAGACUGGUUGAUUGGCGUAGCCUUGGAGUCCAUCCCAAGGCAAAAAGGCAAGGAUCCCACUUCUCUGACGGACAAGAUCUGGUGUCUGGAGCCAACAGAGGAGGAUAGCGAGCCUCAAAAUGGAUCGUCAUGGUGGAAGGUCGGCGUGUACCUGGACUAUGAGGGAGGCCAAGUUUCUUUCUAUGAUGUAGCAGCCGGGUCUCACCUCUGCACACACACACCCCGUUUCAGCGAAAAGGUCUACCCUUUCUUCCAACCUACGCCAGCUGCUUUCAGGCAAAAACGCACCAUAAGCUUGAAAACUUGUCACAGUUAGGACAUUAAAGCAAUUCUUAAGAGGGUAUUAUUAUAAAAAGAAAAGGUAGGUGUGUUUGCCCAUUAGAUAAAAGUCCAAAGUCCAUACUAAGGCAGUGCUUUUAUCAGGCCAGCCAAGAUGCAAACUCCAUGACUUCAUCAUCAGCCAACUUCCCUCCCACCUCGCCUUAUUUGCUAUCAAACCUGAAGAAGAGCUCUGAGUAACUUGAAGGCUUGCUCACUAUUUCGUGACGUUUUAGCUGACCUAUAAAAGGCAUUGCCCUAAUGUGGAUUUUGGAAUGUUCUUAAGUGCGCCACAAUUCUCCAAGCGUUUGAGAAGCGUGUGCCCCUGGGAAACGGGAAGGGAAUGUGGCUCUCAACAUUAGACUUUUCCCCAAAACGCCCCUGCCAUGAAGGCAAGCGAUUACCAUCCCCUUCCUUAUCGCAGGUGAGGAGCUGUAACUUGCUCCAUUCACCCAGUAAAUUCAUGACACAGGGACUUUCAGGUUCUUAGCUCAAUUUCUUAACUGGGCAUAACGUAAGAGCUCUACUAGAUUAGCAAUCUGAUAGAUCACUUAAAAAAAAAAAUCAAGUAGCGGGCAGGAGAUACGUAUGUGCGCAACACAGGCUGGGUUCCUGGGAGGAAGGUAAAUAAGGCCAAAUGUCAUUUGCACUGAAAGAAAAGGUUUCCACUGGGUGCGAUGGGAGCUCUAGCUAUUCUUCCAGACCAACAAACAGCAGGCAUGGAGGCCCCGAUCCAGAAUGAAGCAAAGGAGCAAAAAGCCCUUCUAAUUCCCACAACCAACAGGGAUCUAUGAUCUGGGUUAGGGCCUGCUAUUUACUUUUAUUAAAAAGCCCUUCAUACAAUUGGUAACUGUCUGAAGGAGGCGAAGCCGACACAGCCUAUUUGGCAGACUACAGCUCCCAUCAUCCCCGACCACGCUAGCUAGCUGGGGUUGAUGGGAGCUGGGAGUCUAACAAUCUCUGGAGGGCACGACAAGGGCAAAACUAGUUCUUGUAUGGUCUGCCCUUUAGGCACAUUUGCUUACAUUGUUUUCAUCUGCCAUUGUUUUCUUACUUACUACAUCCAAAAAGUAUCAAAGAAAGACGGUUCAAGACGGUUUGAAAGCACAUUAACUUGUGUUUGUAUUGUGACUGGAUUUGUUAUCAAUUGGGAUGUUCUUAACUGAAAAUUAAUAAAAAAUUAUUUACAGUGGCACCUCAGGUUAAGUACUUAAUUCGUUCCGGAGGUCCGUUCUUAACCUGAAACUGUUCUUAACCUGAAGCACCACUUUAGCUAAUGGGGCCUCCUCCUGCUGCUGCCACACGAU